Molecule: messenger RNA, 2741 nt
Organism: Caenorhabditis angaria
Lineage: Eukaryota; Metazoa; Nematoda; Chromadorea; Rhabditida; Rhabditidae
Source: the annotation of a GenBank genome assembly
AUGAACGAAAUCGCCAAAGUCAAUUGGAAUAUUCAGAAUAUUCUGGAAAACUUGGAAAUUGAAUCGGAUUCGGAAGAUUCUGGAGCUGAAGCUGAAAAGGCUGAUUGUGAGCCUGAAAUUGUUAUAAAAGGUAGGAUUUUUAGAAAGAUUUUAUUGAACAAUGAGAAAAAUUGAAUUUUGCAGAAGAAGAAGACUCGGAAGAUGAUUUUGAUGAUGAUGACGUCAUCGAAUUCGCAGAUUGCACUGGAAGUGAGUGUUUUCAAGGGCUAGGACUUGAAAACUUUCAAAAUGGAGCAGAAAAUCAUGAAAAUUGAGCCCAGGAGCUUGUAAAAUAUGAAAUUUCGAUGAAAAUGUGGUUCCGCAGCUCAUUUUUGUCUAAAUUUCAUGAUUUGCAAGCUUCAAAGCCUAGUUUUAAUGAUUUUCUAGCCUGAAAACCUCAAAAUUCAUGAAAACACAUCAAAAUCUUCUCCAGAUUUCACAAAAAAGCUAAACGCGGCUCGUCACAAUGUUGUUGCUCCAAAUGCAGUCAAAAAUCGACUAUUAAAUGACGCGGAAAGUCGAGCAGAUUCAAAUGAAGAUCGAAAAAGAAAACGAAUCAAAGAUCGUGCAGAUCGAGCAACUGUUGAACAGGUUUUAGAUCCUCGAACUCGUUUAGUGCUAUUUCGAUUGUUGCAAAAAGGAACUCUAUUGAAUAUUGAUGGAUGUAUUUCGACUGGAAAGGUUGGGAGAUUUUUCGGAUGGGCAAAAAGGAAGAUUUUACCUGAAAAUUAGGAAAUUUAGUGAUUUCUAGAUUCAAAAUUCAUGAAAAAUCCCAAUUUUUCAAUUGAAAUACAAUCAGAAUCCUUAAAAAGUCAUCAAUUUUCAGGGAAAACCCCAAAUUUCAUUGCCUAGGCUUGAAAAUCCAUUUAUUGAUUAGCAGCGCCUAUUUCUAAUGAAAGAAAAUAAGCAGCGCCUAUGUAUUAUCAUGAGAGACGCAGAGAAAAAUAAGCAGCGCCCACUUUUUCAUUGGAGGAAUUUGGGCGCUGCUUAUUUUUCUCUGCGUCUCUCGAUAUAAUGCAUAGGCGCUGCUUAUUUCCAUAAGCUCCGCCCACUUUUUGAAAAUAAGCAGCGCCUAUGUAUUAUCAUGAGAGACGCAGAGAAAAAUAAGCAGCGCCCACUUUUCAAUUGGAAAUUCGGGCGCUGCUUAUUUUUCACUGCACUCUCUUCGCAUGAGCGCUGCUUUUUUCAAGGAACUAAGCAGCGUCUAGUCAAAAAUGCUUCCCAGUUCCCCAAUAACUCCAAUAUUUUCCAGGAAGCCAAUGUCUACCACGCUCAAGGUGCCACCAACGAUCUAGCCGUAAAAAUCUACAAAACCUCAAUUCUCACCUUCAAAGAUCGCGAAAGAUAUGUGACUGGAGAAUUCCGAUAUCGCCACGGUUAUUGUAAAUCGAAUCCACGAAAAAUGGUUGCAGUUUGGGCCGAAAAAGAGAUGCGAAAUUUGGCGAGAAUGCAUGAAAUUGGAUUGCCUGUGCCAAAACCGCAUUUAUUAAAAGGACACGUGUUGGUGAUGGAUUUUAUUGGGAAAAAUGGAUGGCCAGCUCCACUGUUGAAAAAUGCGGAAUUAAAUGAAGUGGAAGCGGAACCAAUGUAUUGUGGAUUAGUUCGAGAUAUGAGAAGAUUAUAUAGAGAAUGUCGAUUGGUUCAUGCUGAUUUGAGUGAAUUUAAUAUGCUAGUUUGGGAAAAGCAGCUAUAUAUUAUUGAUGUUUCACAAUCUGUUGAACAAGAUCAUCCACAUGCAUUGGAAUUUUUGAGAAUGGAUUGUAAUAAUGUGAACAAGUAUUUUCGAGAACUUGGAGUUCGAGUUCUUUCAGUUAGAAGACUUUUUGAGAUUAUUGUGGAUCCGCUGAUGAGUGUAAAAGAAAUGGAGAAUAUUCUGGAAAAUGAGCGAUUCGAUGAAACAAUUAAGCAAGAGGAUGAUGCGCUUUUUAUGAAUGCUUUUAUUCCGCACAAAUUGGAACAUGUUUUGCAUUUUGAGAGAGAUGGAAAAUUGGCGAAAGCUGGAGAAGAAGCGAAUAAUCCGUUUCAGAAUAUUGUUACCAAGGUUGGUUUGGGAAAAAUAAGCAGCGCCUACUUUUUCGUUGAAGAAAUUUGGGCGCUGCUUAUAUUUCUCUGCGCUCUCUCAAAAUAAUGCAUAGGCGCUGCUUAACAAGCUCCGCCCACUUCGCUGAAGAAAAUCAGCAGCGCCUAUGUAUUAUUUGAAGAGAGCGCAGAGAAAAAUAAGCAGCGCCCAGUUUUUCGUUGAAGAAACUUGGGGCUGCUUAUAUUUCUCUGCGCUCUCUCGAAAUAAUGCAUAGGCGCUGCUUAACAAGCUCCGCCCACUUUGCUGAAGAAAAUAAGCAGCGCCUAUGUAUUAUGUGAAGAGAGCGCAGAGAAAAACGGCCUUUUUUCCAGAUCGAUUUGAAAGGUGAAGGUUUCGCUGAAAAUUCAGAUGAUGACCAAGAAGAACCGAAAAAGGGUAAAAAAUCGCGUGCCGAACCAACUGAAGAAGAAUUGGAAGAAAAGGAGAGGAAAAUUGCGAUGCAUACAAGGUAAAAAUCCUUUUUUUCACGUUUUUCAUCAUUUUCAUUUCCAGAAAUCGUGAGGAAACUGCUGAGGAGCGAAAAUUGCGAAAAAACGCAGUGAAAGAGGAAAAACGGGAGAACCGCAAGGAAAAAACGCCGAAACAUGUGAAAAAACGAGCACAUCGACAACAUAUGAAAUAA